Messenger RNA from Ostrinia furnacalis (Asian corn borer), 873 nucleotides. RefSeq lists its product as uncharacterized. The transcript has 5 exons. Lineage: Eukaryota; Metazoa; Arthropoda; Insecta; Lepidoptera; Crambidae. Bases 262 to 873 code for a protein of 203 amino acids. The record is from RefSeq and is a predicted model, not a curated record.
CUGAUUUUGAUUGAAAAAAGUGAUUUAGUAUAGCCACACAUCACAAAGGUCAAGCCAGAGAACAAUAAAGUAAAGCAGGCCCAAGACGACGCUAAACGGAGUGCUUGGCGUUUUGAUUCCCACCCAUUGCCUUGGUUUUUUGGCAUGAAGUGCAAGUAACUUGGAUGCACUCAUGCGCAGGGAGGGCCCCAAGAAUGAAAAUGGGGAAUUGGAAUGGGAAUGGGAGGGAACGGUGGCAACUUUGUAUGAACCCAGCGCUUCAUGAUCAUGGCCUCCGUCCAUCAUUUUACUGCGGCAUACCGGUGCCAGGAAGCCCCGAUAGGUCUCCUACGCUUGCCGCGCAUGACCCGCUGGGCGCGCAGAGGAGGAGGCAGGUCGUUCCAGCACCGGGACGCCGCAAAUCUGAAUGAUCCGCGAAAAGCUGCUGUGCGAUGUUUGGGUGUAGCAAAUAUGAUGCAAAGAGUCAUAUGGGCGGAGCUCCUAACACUCUCACGAGAUCGUCGGGCGUGCGCAACUGGAAAACCUGCGCGCCAUCACUCCUGCGGACGAAGACACGCCCCCGCCUCGUCCAGCAGUACCUCCACUGGCGGGCGCGGCACUCCUCGCGCGCCCGGUGGAACAGCUGGCGGUUGGGGCGCGUCAGGCGCUCGUUCACGAACACCCGGCCGCUCCCCUCAUCAUGAGAUGAAUAACUGCACCAAGAUCACUUAUCUCCGUGUAGUUUAUAGUUCAACUAUUAUCGUAGUUGCAAAUUUUGCACAGCAGAGAGUUCCAGAGCCUUAUGGCCUGGAGACGGAAGGAGUCGGAGAGAAAACCAGUUCGGUGAAGAGGGGUGGAGAGAACGGACUUGUUGGAGGAGCGGAGCUGACGUGA